This is a messenger RNA of Rodentolepis nana, 732 nucleotides long. The record is from the annotation of a GenBank genome assembly. NCBI's taxonomy places the organism in Eukaryota, Metazoa, Platyhelminthes, Cestoda, Cyclophyllidea, Hymenolepididae.
GUCUACUGUUGUACGUGGAAUGUAGGAGACGAAUCACCACCAGAAAAAAGUCUAGACAAACUGCUUGGUGUCGAUACCAAUCCUCAUCCCGAUAUCGUCUUCCUUGGGUUACAAGAAGUUGUCCGGUCAGACGAAUGGUAUGAAGCUAUAAGACUCGUUAUGGCUCCAUUGGACUAUGUCCUCAUCAAGCAAAGAAAUUGCUGGGCCAUAUGGAUAUAUGCCUUUGUAAAGCGGUACCUUCUGCCAGACAUCAAUAAUAUUGAAUCAGAGUUAUCAGCUUUCGGCUAUGCGGGUAUUAUGGGUAAUAAAGGAGCUUGUAGUAUCCGAUUUGAAAUCUGUGGAGUCAAUAUGGCCACUGUAUCUGCACACUUCACUCCUCAUACUGAAAAUUUGGAAGAUCGAAUUAAUGACUAUCGAGACGUAUUGAAAGGUCAGACAUUCCGUGAUCCGGAUGUCAAUACCCUAAUGGAUCAUGACUACGUGUUUUGGAUGGGUGAUUUAAACUUUCGAACAGAGGGCUUAAAGAAGGAUCAAGCGGAGAGGCUGAUUGCCUCGAAGAAUAUCAAGAAACUUCUUGAAUAUGAUCAGUUGAAGAAAGCCAUGGAAUCUCAGUUGGCUUUCCUCGAUUUCAAAGAAGGUGAAAUCACCUUCCCGCCAACAUUCAAAUUCGACAAAGGAACCAAAAAUUAUGAUUCAAGGUGGGUAAAUUUAUUCUCCAUUUCCCCUCAUUAA